CACCUCACCUCGCCCCCCUCUCCCUCCGUCACCAGGUAGCACACUAGCACAGCAUAGGCACAGCGAGCCGCCCUGCCCUGCUCGGCGUAGCCCAGAGCGAGCGGGACAGAGGGAAAGAGACAGAGCCAGCCAGGUAAAAGGCAAAAGCACAGCACAUUAAAAGAGAGGCCGCGAGCAGCGGCAGAGAGAGAGCAGAGAGAGAGGAGCAUAUAUGGCGAUGCCCUUUGCCUCCCUGGCUCCGGCAGCCGACCACCGCCCCUCCUCCCUCCUCCCGUUCUGCCGCGCCGCCCCGCUCUCCGCGGUGGGGGAGGCCGACGCGCAGCAGCACCACCACCACCAGCACCACGCUAUGAGCGGCGGGAGGUGGGCGGCGAGGCCGGCGCCCUUCACGGCGGCGCAGUACGAGGAACUGGAGCACCAGGCGCUCAUAUACAAGUACCUCGUCGCCGGCGUGCCCGUCCCGCCGGACCUCCUACUCCCCAUCCGCCGCGGAUUCGUCUACCACCAGCCUGCCCUUGGUUACGGGCCCUACUUCGGCAAGAAGGUGGAUCCGGAGCCCGGGCGGUGCCGGCGUACGGACGGCAAGAAGUGGCGGUGCGCCAAGGAGGCCGCCCCGGACUCCAAGUACUGCGAGCGCCACAUGCACCGCGGCCGCAACCGUUCAAGAAAGCCUGUGGAAGCGCAGCUCGUCGCCUCGCCGCACGCCCAGCAGCAGCCCCCGGCGGUCACGUCCGGCUUCCAGAACCAGUCACCCUACCCGGCGGUCCUCGCCGGCAACGGCGUCCGUGCAGGCGGCGGCGGAGGUGGCGUCGGGACCGGCACGUUCGGCCUGGGGUCCACCGCUCAGCUGCACAUGGACAGUGCCGCUGCUUACGCGACCGCUGCUGGUGGAGGGAGCAAAGAUCUCAGGCAUUCGGCUUAUGGGGUGAGAUCCCUGUCGGAAUAUGAGCACAGCCAGCUGAUGCCCGCCGCCAUGGACACCUCGAUGGACAACUCAUGGCGCCUGCUGCCGUCCCAGACCCCCACGUUCCAGGCCACAAGCUACCCUCUGUUCGGCACGCUGAGCGGCCUGGACGAGAGCACCAUCGCGUCGCUGCCCAAGACCCAGCGGGAGCCGCUCUCCUUCUUCGGGAGCGAUUUCGUGACGGUGAAGCAGGAGAGCCAGACGCUGCGCCCCUUCUUCGACGAGUGGCCCAAGGCGAGGGACUCGUGGCCGGAGCUGGGCGACGACAACAGCCUCGCGUCCUUCUCGGCGACCCAGCUCUCCAUCUCCAUUCCUAUGGCGACCUCCGACUUCUCCAACACCAGCUCCCGAUCGCCGAGCGGGAUACCAUCGAGAUGAGCGAUCGUGGCAUGUGGACGUCUCGGAGCUGACGACUCUUUGGUGCUGACCUCAUCGGACCGUGAUGCGUCAACAAACACGUUACUGCUACUAGUAUUAUGCUGCUCUAAAUUUUCAGACAAUAUGCUUCUGUAAUAUUUUUCUUCUCCUCCCCAAGUUACACUCUUUUACCCUGUCGGAAUUGUAUGAAGUGGAUGGUCGCCGCGGCGACGCUGUUUAUUUGACCUGUUUAA
Panicum hallii is the source of this 1575-nucleotide messenger RNA. RefSeq names its product growth-regulating factor 3-like. Gene Ontology annotation, cellular component: nucleus. The coding region runs from base 212 to 1342 and encodes 376 amino acids. Gene Ontology annotation, molecular function: ATP binding. The transcript is spliced from 5 exons. Gene Ontology annotation, biological process: developmental process; DNA-templated transcription; regulation of DNA-templated transcription. Lineage: Eukaryota; Viridiplantae; Streptophyta; Magnoliopsida; Poales; Poaceae. The record is from RefSeq and is a predicted model, not a curated record.